Chlorocebus sabaeus (green monkey) is the source of this 1213-nucleotide messenger RNA. It is a transcript of the gene CLDN17, whose product is annotated as claudin 17. The record is from RefSeq and is a predicted model, not a curated record. Gene Ontology annotation, molecular function: structural molecule activity. NCBI's taxonomy places the organism in Eukaryota, Metazoa, Chordata, Mammalia, Primates, Cercopithecidae. Gene Ontology annotation, cellular component: membrane; bicellular tight junction.
UUACAACAGGUACUUCUAGUUAGGCCAAGUUCAGUCACAGACACUGAUUUGGACUAAAAUGAUAUGGGCAGCAGCCAAGGAGAACAUCAUCAAAGACUUCUCUAGACUCAAGAGCCUUCCACGUUCUACAACUUGAGCAUCUUCUACCACUCCGAAUUGGACUAGUCUUCAAAGUAAAAGGCAAUGGCAUUUUAUCCCUUGCAAAUUGCUGGGCUGGUUCUUGGGUUCCUUGGCAUGGUGGGGACUCUUGCCACAACGCUUCUGCCUCAGUGGAGAGUAUCAGCUUUUGUUGGCAGCAACAUUAUUGUCUUUGAGAGGCUCUGGGAAGGGCUCUGGAUGAACUGCAUCCGACAAGCCAGGGCCCGGUUGCAAUGCAAGUUCUAUAGUUCAUUGUUGGCUCUUCCGCCUGUCCUGGAAACAGCCCGGGCACUCAUGUGUGUGGCUGUUGCUCUCUCCUUGAUCGCUCUACUUAUUGGCAUCUGUGGCAUGAAGCAGGUCCAGUGCACGGGCUCUAAUGAGAGGGCCAAAGCAUACCUUCUGGGAACUUCAGGAGUCCUCUUCAUCCUGACGGGCAUCUUCGUUCUGAUUCCGGUGAGCUGGACAGCCAAUAUAAUCAUCAGAGAUUUCUACAACCCAGCUGUCCACAUAGGUCAGAAACGAGAGCUGGGAGCAGCACUUUUCCUUGGCUGGGCAAGCGCUGCUGUCCUCUUCAUUGGAGGCGGUCUGCUUUGUGGAUUUUGCUGCUGCAACAGAAAGAAGCAAAGGUACAGAUAUCCAGUGCCUGGCCACUGUGUGCCACACACAGAUAAGCGAAGAGACAUGAAAAUGCCUAGUAAUACCUCCACCAGUUAUGUCUAAUGCCUGCUUUUGGCUCCAAGUGUGGACUAUGGUCAAUGUUUGUUAUAAAGUCCUGUUAGAAAGUGUAAGUAUGUGAGGCAGGAGAACUUGCUUUAUGUCUAGAUUUAAAUUGAUAUGAAAGUUUCAAUUUGUUACUGGUAGGAAAACUUGGACAUUCUGACUUCAGGUGUAUUAAAUGCAUUUACUAUUGUUGGACUCAAUCGCUGUUCCAAUGUUCAUAUUCUAAAUGUAAGUAUACCCAUGAAUCAUUAUCAAGUGUACAAUGAUGGACUACUAGUUUUUGACCAUCAUAUCUUAUCUGAUAAGAAUCAAAAUUUGAAAUCGAUAUUCUAUAACAAUAAAACAUAUACCUAUU